Molecule: messenger RNA, 4914 nt
Organism: Balaenoptera ricei (Rice's whale)
Lineage: Eukaryota; Metazoa; Chordata; Mammalia; Artiodactyla; Balaenopteridae
Gene: LMNTD1
Product: lamin tail domain containing 1
Exons: 18
Coding region: 685-2034 (449 amino acids)
Cellular component (GO): cytoplasm; nuclear envelope
Source: RefSeq, a predicted model, not a curated record
UCCAUCCCCUCAGGACUGGGUUUGAAUUGCUUUUCAUCUGGAGUGGCAAUGAUUCAGCGACCCCCUUCUCAGCAGCAGGCAGUGACAGAGACAGGAGACGAAAAACACAGCGAAUGAAUCAGACCCCCAGACCUUCCGCUGAAGACACCAGUUUAGACUAACGGAAGAUACACUGACAACUGAGAAUAGGAGAGACCCUUCCCUUCCUGCUGCUGCCCUUCAGCCUCUGUAGGGAUUCCAGUCUUCCUGACCUGUAUGGGAGAGAACUCUGGAAAGCAAGCAGCUUCCUCUUCAUGUCCGAACCUGCCACAGGUCUAACAUGGCCUCUCUUCAGACUCUACUCCUCUUGGAAGCCCAUCGUGACCUUCCCAGUCUGCAUUUUAUUCUUAUAGCUGUAGUUGAGAUAUAUUCAUGAUUCAAGAUGGUGAUGUCAGUCUGUUUGGUUGGGGAAUGGCCAAAUUGUUGUGAAGCACUGUCAACUCAGAUCUUGAAUCAACUUCAAGGUUCCUUUUCAUGGAGAAUGGUAUUUAGAAUCUCCAGGACCUUGCACUGACUUGGCAACUUUGCUGGACAACACGUAGGCGUUAUAUUUUUAUGCGGCCAGAAAACAACUGCAGCGAUUGCGGUUCCAGAGCAAUAUUGUCAUUUGGCGACAGACCUCCCUAAAGUGAAUUAUGUCUUUGUAUGCAAUCUACUGAUGAACAGAAAAGAAAAAAGACUUCUCUUCCAGCCAAGAUGAAAGACACACAAGCCACUCAGGAAAUUUCAGCGGUCCUGCAGAGUGAAGUCCAUGAGCAGGAAGAUAAAAUGGAAAAUCAAGCGCAACUUGAAGACACACGUGACGAUCUCCCAAAGACACAGCGAUCUUUAGUACAUUUUUUUCCAACGUCAACGGAUUCAGAUACCACUACACUGCCAUGUUCACAGUCAUUAUCCAAUGAAACACCUCUCAGUUACUAUCUGUCUAGCCCUCAGGAUAGUGGAGUAACUUUAUCAACAAUUGGGCCAAAGCCUCUUAAACCUGCUCUAGUGAACCAUUCCCAAUCAGAAGACAGCUUGGGACUCAACAACUUCAAAAUUCCAAAGAAACACACUAUGCCGGUCCUUGCUUCUCAGCCAGCUGUGAUUGGGGAAGGGGAGGAUUAUUUCCUGUCUUUGUUUGGUGAUUCAAAGAAACUUGUGCACUCAUUCCACACCAAGAAAAUUUGGAAGCACUUUUCUAUGAUUCUUGAAGAAGUGGGCCAAUCUAGAUCCAGUGCUCUUGGAGACAUUAAAAUAGCUGACGUGAAUGUCAAAGGUUUAUGCGUGAAGCUCAUUAACUCUUCCCUUGACAAAGAACUGGAAAUUGGAAAUCAUAUUCUCCAACAAAAUGUGGAUGGACAAACAGUCUCUCUGUACCAGUUCCUUCCCAAUAUCAUAAUGCAGGCCAAUUCCACGGUAACAGUCUGGGCAGCAGCAUCUGAAGCAAAGCACCAGCCACCGUCAGAUUUUCUUUGGAAGGAACAAAACAGAUUUAGGACAAGCCCAAAUUGUACAACAAUCCUGUGCAAACCUAAUGGUGAAGCUGUUGCCUGGUACACUCCUAUUCACUGGAAGCAAGCAUGGGAGAAAUUAGAGACUGACAUUGAAUGUGACAGAUGCUCAGUAGUAAGUCCAACAUCUCAAAGGCACAUGUUUCAUUGGCCAGCAGCUACAACUACAACUAAAGAAAAACAAGAUCAAUCUAAGAAAGAUAUCUCAAAAUAUCAGGUGGAACGAGUUCGAGCUUCUCUUACAAGAGAAAAAGAAAUCCCACCAACCCUUUUCCCCAAUCGCAGCCCUUGGUGCCACAGUCCCAAUGUCUCUGCACACCCUUACUGUCCCCUGAUUGAUCCUCACAACACCUACAUGACUGAACGCAGCUUAGACAGACAGCCCAGGUCUCAGUCAGCCAAGCCUGAUCCAGCCAGAGAUCAAGGAAAAACAGGACGUCUGAGUUACAAAAGCAAUAGGCAGUCAGUUCAACUUUUAAAGGACAAUAAUAUCCAAGUCUAGAGAACAACACAAGGAUGCUUGACAUGACGCAGCCUGCCUUCCACACAGGAGAGGAAGCCAGCAGCAAGCGAGAACGUGGUUUCUUUUAGAAAAGAUAAUUCCUCAGGACUUUCCUGUAACCAUUUCUUAAAGCAGGAGAGAGAGUUUGUGGACAAGUUAAAAUAUUUGUUUUCUAGGCUGUUAUGAAGAAAAACAUUGGUCAAAAGCAAAACCAUCACUGUUUUCAUUUUAUGCACGUGAAGUUUCCCAGUCACUAAUUUCAGUCUUUUAUACCCUGCCCAGCUGUUAGGUCGACAACUUCUGCCAUUUCUGCAGAUGCAUUUUCCAAAAGCACAUGUUUCAGGAAUUCUGAAUCUUGUGGUCUGAUUCUCUACACUUGGAAUCUGUCUCCCGAAAGCAUGCGUUAAUCUGGUUUCCUAAUGGCUGGAAGUAAUAGAUGAAGUUUCUGUGGAGUAACUAGUUGGGAGUUUUUAAACCUGCCUACAUGCAACUCAAAUUCAGCCAAAAUAAUCUCUUCCACCUCGUGAUACUAGGUACAAAAUUCCACAGAUAGGAAAUGCCAAGAGUGUUUUAAUUAAAUAAUCUGAUAGAGCUACUUUUUUUUUUUUUUUUUUUACAAUUCUCACUUCUUAGUCUUUGGAGAUCUUAUUCUAUACCCAUCAAGAUACAGAAGCUGAAAAACUAAUGAGCUUGCUCAUUUUUAAUGUUGACCCUCUUUAUAGGCAGAAGGUAUGAUUGCUUCAGUUUCUGAGAACAAAUCCUCUCUAUACCUGGUAGCCCAGGUUAAUUUAAUUUAAUUUCUGUUUAUUUAUAUAACAUAUGCAGGAAGAUGGGGCAUAUACAGUCUUGGAAUGUGAGAAGGAGCAAGAAAAGUGAGGACCUUCCCCCAAUAUAUUCUGUUUAAAAAAAUAAACGUAAAAUAACCCCAAAAAUGAUCAUUAGUGGUGAUCAUUGAGUUUUGUUUUAUUAUAUCCAAAUAUCAAGGGCUAAAAAUACUUUAUUUUUAAAAAGUCAUGUGCCAAGGAACUCAAACAUAUACGUAUACCAAUAUUAAUAGCAGCAUUAUUCAUGAGACAAAAGGUGAAAACAACCCAAGUGUCCAUCAGCAGAUGAAUGGAUUUUUAAAAUAUGGUAUAUACUCAUAACAGAAUGUUAUUCAUCCAUUAAAAAAAUAAAAUGCUAAUAUAUGCUACAUCAUGGGUAAACCUUGAAAAUAUUAUGCUAAGUGAAAUAAGCCAGACACAAAAGGACAAAUAUCCUGAUUCCAUUUUUCCGAGGUAUUUAGAAUAGGCAAAUUCAUAGAAGUGGAAAUUACAAUAGCUUUUUACCAGGGGUCAGCAAGAGGAGAAUGGGCAAUUGUUGUUUAAGGGGUACAAAAUCUCUGUUCAGGAUGAUGAAAAAUUUCUGGAAAUAGUGCACAAUAUUGUGAAUGCACUUAAAAACAGUUAAAAUGGUAAAUAAACAAAACUCUAGUAAAUCAGAUUGGUAUUUCCAAGAUGGAAGGAAAGCCAUAUGCCAGUCUAAAGCAUCUGAGAAGAGUUAUAUUUCUUGACAAAAUAAUUUGUCAUAUGCUUUUUGGUUUGAGACAAAAAGGAUUCACAUUUAACUCAUACGUAAUGAUGAAGCACAAAUAUUUUCUAGUCACCAAGCCACACUGAUCACAUUAUUUCUUUAGUCUUUGGACACUUAGGAGUAGACUUCUACCUUUUCAGACAACUCUCAAUAACACCUUAUGUCACUUUGAACCAUUAUGUAUGAUCUUUGAAUCACACGUUGGCUAAAUUGUGUAGGCUCUUCUCUUUCAUAGUUACCAUAGAAACUGUGUAGUCACGGUAUUUCAGGAGACAACAAGAGCAUCCGAGAGUGUACAAUCAAAGUUAACUUAUUUCAUGGUUCAUAAUUUCUUCCAGCUGCCUCCAUCUGUGAUUAUCAUGUUCAAGUUGGGAGUAUAAAUGUACAACCCAAAGGGCUCUGGGAACUAAAGCCAAUAAGCGAGCUCACCCGUGCAGGCAUCCCUCCCAACCUCCUUCCCUCAAAGAUUUGUGAUAGAAACACAUAAAAGAAAUGGCAUGUGAGCCUCAGGUGUUUCCAAUUAUUCCCCUCGAAUGAGGAGAGGUUUCCUAAUCCAAAACAUAUUUCAGCUCAAAUAGUCUUCCUUAUAGUUGAAGAUUGUGUAGCUUCAGAAGAAUUUCAUCUACAUAUCUGAUUCAUUGACACUUCAUCAAUAAUAAUAUCCCCUCUGAGAUCUUCUGUAAGAACGCUUCCUCUCUGGGUGGUCAAAAAUAUGGUGCAUUUAAGUAUUGCUUGUUUUUGUGAAGCGAACUCUCAGAAAGUGUAUAACCUUUUGCUCUUGCAAGAAAAAGAGAAAUAAAUGCUCAGUGUGGUAGAUUUCUUGUCAGUGACAUCACCAUGGAGUGUUCUAGCACAAGCCUCAACUAUCUUCCUGCUCAAGGGCUAUCAGUCUCUCUAGAACAGUAUAGGAAGGGGAAGAAUGACCUACCUCUGCUGGUAUAAAUCAUUAACUACCUAAGUGGUAAUACUCAGGCAAGACUAUUCAGGGAUUACAAAGAAAGAAUGUGGGUUUGGAGCAUUUUGUUUUCCUAAGUUUCUGAAUGAAAGGUAUAAGAUUGAUCAUUUAGGCUUCAGCAGCCUUAGACAGCAGUGAGCUUUAUCUCAUGGUCCCAGAAAUUUGCUACUUCGUUGUUGCCUCUGCAAGUUGGUGGCAGCACUCUGCUUAUAAUCAUCUUACAGGAGUAGUGAGGGUUAUUUCAUAAAACAUCCGAGUAAUGAUCAUUGUUAAAUAAUAUUCACUUGGUUCUGAAGAACCUAGGGGCAGGACAGCAAUAAAGACGCAGACCUACUAGAGAACGGACUUGAGGA